This is a messenger RNA of Trypanosoma grayi, 1233 nucleotides long. RefSeq names its product kinetoplastid-specific phospho-protein phosphatase. Gene Ontology annotation, cellular component: calcineurin complex; cytoplasm. Gene Ontology annotation, biological process: calcineurin-mediated signaling. The record is from RefSeq and is a predicted model, not a curated record. The coding region runs from base 1 to 1233 and encodes 410 amino acids. Gene Ontology annotation, molecular function: calmodulin-dependent protein phosphatase activity; calmodulin binding. NCBI's taxonomy places the organism in Eukaryota, Euglenozoa, Kinetoplastea, Trypanosomatida, Trypanosomatidae. The transcript has a single exon.
AUGUCAGCGCGUGGCGGCAGGAUCGUUAUGGCAGCUUUGGAGGCUAUUGUGUGCGGAAAAUAUGUGGAAACGGACGAGUUUUUGGAGGCACUUCGUCAGGCGGGUGCUCUGUGGGAACAUCGACGUUUGAUGGAGGAGGUUUCCGGUGAUACUAUAAUAAUAGGACCUUGUCGAGGCCAUGCUUCGGAUCUGGCUCAGUACCUUCGCAUGCAUGUCCUCGGGGAAGCUGUCAAACGCCAGCUGAACGUUGUUUUCCUCGGGAACUAUGUAGACGGUGGAAACCAGUCUGUAGAAAUGCUGUAUAUAAUAGCGCUUAUGAUGCAGCACUUGCCUGCUGUUGUGCCACUGAUUGGCCAGCAUGAGAUGUUUUACCCGUUUCCUCCGUGUGGAUUCGGAUCAUUGAGGGGUGCACUUCGCCUACGGUCCGUUAAAUUACGGGUUCCCUUGGAUAUACUUGAGCGGGCUGUGAAGGAUUUUUUUGACAAGCUCCCCGUAGUGUGUGUUGUGAACAAACGCUUCUUCUGCACAUCAGGUGGGCUCGCGUCCGAGUACCGCCAUCUUGACGAUAUCGCACAAGAGCGCUCGCAAAUGCGGCUCAGCGAGUUUGUUCAGAAUCGGCCGAUGGAUGAGGACGAAGACAAGUUGGCCCUUGGAUGUGCCUUUGUGGGGACGCAAACUGAGACAGGCAAUUGCUUUAGGUACACCUACAACGCGGUUUGUAAUUUCUUGUCUCACAACAACAUGUACACACAUAUCGGGGGUCUUGAGUAUCACAUGUAUCGUCCUGAGUUUGAGAGCUUCACGCGCCCAAAUCAUUAUCGUGAGUCUGCAUAUUUUCCAGGAUGGGUGCUAGGGCGGAUCCACCAUGAGCUUCACGUCCCAGCAUUUAUCUUGCUGUUUUCUGCACCGCAUUUUUGUGGCUUAAAUCAAAACUAUGGAUGUGCCUUAGCAGUUGUAGAAGAUACCUUGGAGCUGCGACAGAUUGGACCCUGCGCAGAGCGGCCACUCAUCAUGCCUGGUGAGGAAAACCAUGCCUUCAGCUGGUCACAGGUGGUCCUUGAGAAGUCGUUGGGAUCAAUUCUACAUGAAAUAUUGUUUGGUGAUAUCCACAUGUCACUGAAGGAGGUUGACACUGACGACCCAGAGUUUGCCCAAGAAGUGCGGAAUGCGAAAUCAAGGUACCGAAGGAUGUGUCAGCUACUGAAGAGUCAUUCAUUGCCGGUACCACAUUAG